UCUUGGCUUUCUAAGAGAGAAAACAAUUGGCUCUUCCAUAUGAGAUAGCUGGAAGAGGAGAGUUUGAUAUUAACCAUGUGGAUGAGGGUGUUGAAAGGAAGGGGGGUGGAUUCGGCAGCCAUGGGUGGUGACGACGCUAGUUCGCUGGUUCAGGGAAAUGGUAGAUUCGGCAGCCAUGGGUGGUUACGAUGCUAGCUCGCUGGUUCAGGGGAAUGGUAUGCAGCGAUGGAGAUUCAGCAAUGGCAGUGGGCAUUGACGGUAACGGCAGCGGGCGUUGACGGUGAGCGCAUCGUGGACGCAGCGCUGACGGAGAUUCAGCGACAUCAGUGGGCGUUGAUGGCGCUGGUUAUCGGAGUGCGGCGCUGGUUCGCUGGUUCAGGGAGUGCAGUUCUGGUGGCAGAGUUGUGGGCAAAGGAGAGGUCGGAGGCGGGUUGCUAGUGUUGUGACGGUUUUGAAUUUGCGGAGGCCAUAGACAGUGUCGCUGACAUUGCAAUGACUCUGAAUCUGCAGAGGCUGGCUGUGACGACGGUUCUACAGUCUUGAUUCGGAGUGAUUGUGCAGGGUGGUGGCUGGUUGCGGCGACGGCUCCGAGGAGGGAAAGGGAGUCCGUGCGGCACUGGGAAAGAUGGGAGAAAAGAAAUUAGCUAGGGUUGCGGCAACGGUUCCGAGGAGGGAAAGGGAGUCCAUGCGGCACUGGGAAAGAAGAGAGAAGAAAUUAGCUAGGGUUGCGGUAGUGGCAGCGGCGCUAAACGAAAAUUAGGGAGGAUCGUUUAGGCUAUGAUACCACGAGAAGUUUCCUUUGGUCCAGAUCAAGAUGACAAUGUGACAUUUAACAAUGAGUCCAGCUCAAAGAAAUGGAUGAAAAUCGUUGUCCCUGUGGCAGCAGCAGGGGUGUUGCUCUUGGGCCUUGUCCUAUUAUUAUAUGUCUGUGGAAAGAAGAAGCACCAACAGAGAGAUGGAAAGGUGGGAUGCAAUAUUGAGAGGGAAUUUUUGGAGCUACCAUUGUUUGACUUUGCUACUAUAGUGAAUGCUACUAAUAACUUUUCCGUUAAAAACAAACUUGGAGAAGGUGGUUUUGGACCUGUCUACAAGGGUGUGCUUAAAAAUGGGCAAGAAAUAGCUGUGAAGAGGCUUUCGAAGAGUUCUGGUCAAGGAUUAGAUGAAUUCAAGAAUGAAGUUUUGUACAUCGUCAAACUUCAGCAUAGAAAUCUUGUCAAGCUUUUGGGAUGCUGCUUUCAAGCAGAUGAAAAGAUGCUGGUCUAUGAAUACAUGCCUAACAACAGCCUGGAUUCUUUUAUUUUUGAUGAAAGAAAAGGCAAAGCAUUGGAUUGGCCAAAGCGCUUCCAGAUUAUCAAUGGCAUUGCUCGGGGGCUUCUUUAUCUUCAUCAGGACUCUAGACUAAGAAUAAUCCACAGAGACCUUAAAGCUAGCAAUGUUUUACUAGACAAUGAUAUGAACCCAAAAAUUUCGGACUUUGGGGUGGCUAAAAGUUUUGGGGGAAACGAGACUGAAGCAAAGACAAAAAGAGUCAUAGGAACAUAUGGUUAUAUGUCUCCAGAAUAUGCAAUCAGUGGGGUUUACUCAGUGAAAUCUGACGUGUUUAGCUUUGGCGUUAUGGUUUUGGAGAUAGUAAGUGGAAGGAGAAACAGUGGCUUCAAUCAUCCAGAUGACCUCCUUAACCUUAUUGGGCAUGCAUGGAAAUUGUAUAUGGAAGGUAGACCUCUAGAACUAAUUGAUGCAUCACUAUGGAACUCGUGCAAUUUGUUUGAAGUGUUGCGGACAAUCCAUCUGGGUUUAUUAUGCGUGCAAAAGCAUCCAAAAGAUAGGCCAAGCAUGUCAUCUGUGGUAGUGAUUUUGGGGGGUGAGGGUGAAUUGCCUCCACCUAAAGAACCUGGUUUUUUCGAUGGAAGUGAUCUGCAUGGAGCAAGUUGUCUGUUAACGAAGCAUGAACCUUGUUCCGCUAGCAAGGUGACCAUUACCCUAUUGAAGGGUCGAUAGAGGACGUUUCAUGUUUAUAUAACAUAUUUUCAAACAAGGACGAUUGUUGUUUAAUUUUGUUGAUAUUAAGCAUAUUGAGGUUACUAUUAGAAAAAGUGUAAUGUGUGACUGAUUGCUUUUCUUUGGAUUACAUAAUUGAUCCAUAUUUAACUUA
Messenger RNA from Malania oleifera, 2152 nucleotides. RefSeq names its product G-type lectin S-receptor-like serine/threonine-protein kinase SD1-1. Gene Ontology annotation, molecular function: ATP binding; protein kinase activity. Gene Ontology annotation, biological process: protein phosphorylation. The transcript has 7 exons. NCBI's taxonomy places the organism in Eukaryota, Viridiplantae, Streptophyta, Magnoliopsida, Santalales, Ximeniaceae. The coding region runs from base 778 to 1998 and encodes 406 amino acids. The record is from RefSeq and is a predicted model, not a curated record.